Rhipicephalus microplus (southern cattle tick) is the source of this 612-nucleotide messenger RNA. RefSeq lists its product as uncharacterized. The record is from RefSeq and is a predicted model, not a curated record. Gene Ontology annotation, cellular component: cytoplasmic side of plasma membrane. Gene Ontology annotation, molecular function: lipid carrier activity; enzyme activator activity. Gene Ontology annotation, biological process: ganglioside catabolic process; lipid transport. NCBI's taxonomy places the organism in Eukaryota, Metazoa, Arthropoda, Arachnida, Ixodida, Ixodidae.
GUCGCCAACGUGGCGUCCCUUACAGAAGACCUUUGAACAUGAUGUCACGAAGUGAGGUUUUGAUUUUAUGCUGCGCCGGUUUGGUGCUCGUAACUUGUUCCAGCUGGGCAUCCGUGCAAUAUCCCGUCGUAAAGUCGUGCCAAUAGCCGAGUUUAGUAAGCCUCCACAACCUCAGCAUCGAGGACGCCAAGGUGGGCCGGAACAUGACCAUCCGCUACACGGGCGAACUGCACGAAGUCCUCCAGGUUACGCCAAUCACCAAGUUCACGAUGUGGAACUCCAACGGAAUGAAGAUGCCUUGUGUACAAUACAUGGGGUCCUGUACGUACAAGAGCUGUGGCGGUGAGAGCGACAUGGAAAGGAUGGUGGGCGAGCCUUGGAACAACACGUGCCCGAUUCCACCGGGUGUAUACUCAUCCAAACUGGUGUUCUUCAUGCACCCUGUAAUAAAAGCAGUGCUUGCGAAUGGCACGUUCAACGUGCGAAUGGAAGUGACCAGCGGGGAUCGCAAAGUUCAGUGUCGACUUCUCGACGUGCAUAUCGAAAAAUAAACCAACCAGCAAAAUAAAAGAAAACACUGUAAUACAGAUUGGUUCCACCAAGUGUGAAAUC